Messenger RNA from Rubroshorea leprosula, 1444 nucleotides. The record is from the annotation of a GenBank genome assembly. Lineage: Eukaryota; Viridiplantae; Streptophyta; Magnoliopsida; Malvales; Dipterocarpaceae.
ACUUUACUUAAUUAUUUGUUGAUAAAAAAUAGGCAUCUAUAAACUCCUUUAAAUUUCCAUACUUUCUUAACUUGUAAUCUUAAACAUUUACAAAUUAUUCAACGGUUACUGUCACUGUUGAAGUUUUUCUCACUCACUAAAGAGCUGGAUAUGGAGUCAUUAUAUGACGCAUGGGAGAGAUACAAGGAGCUACUUAGGAAGUGUCCACAUCAUGGUCUACCUAUAUGGUUACAAGUACACACUUUUUAUAAUGGUUUAUUUCCUAAUAAUCGUACCAUGCUUGAUGCUGCUGCUGGAGGAUCAUUAAUGAGUAAACAUGCUGAUGAGGGUUAUAACCUCAUAGAGGAGAUGGCUUCAAAUCGUUAUCAAUGGGGUUCAGAAAGAUCACUCAUUAAGAAAAAUGCUGGAAUUUAUGGGGUUGAUGCCUUUACUGCUUUGACAGCACAAAUUGAGGCUUUAAACCAAAAGUUAACUAGGAUGAAUGUCUCAACCAUACAAGCCACAAGCAUUAAUUGUGACUUGUGUGGGGGAGCACAUCCUAGUUCUGAAUGUCUAGAAAAUUUGGAGGAUUUGUUGAAAAAAUACAUUGCGGUUAAUGAAUCAAGGUUUCAAAGUCAAGAAGCAGCAACCAAGAGCUUGGAAGCUGCAGUCCAGAACCAAGGUGCAUCAAUUCGAAAUUUAGAGGUUCAGGUAGGUCAAUUGGCAAGUGUAGUUUCUGGAAGAGCACAGGGAGCAUUACCAAGUAGUACUGAAAAAAAUCCUAAGGAGCAAGUGAAAGCUAUAACAUUGAGAAGUGGGAAGCAAUUUGGAGAUGAAGAAAGCUCAGACAAUGAGGGUGAAAAAGAGAAAGCUCCAAUGGAAGAGAAAAAAUCUGAAGUGCCAUCUAAAGAAUCUGAAGAAGUCAAGUCUUAUGUGCCUCCAAUUCCUUUUCCACAUAGAUUGAAGCAACAAAAGCUAGAUAAGCAAUUUGCUAAGUUUCUAGAUAUUUUUAAGAAAUUGCACAUUAACAUUCCUUUUGCAGAUGCUUUAGCUCAAAUGCCUAGCUAUGCUAAAUUCUUAAAGGAGAUCUUAUCUAACAAGAGGAAAUUGGAAGAAUAUGAGACUAUGAAACUCACUGAAGAAUGUUCUACAAUUCUUCAGAACAAGCUUCCCCCAAAGCUAAAGGAUCCAGGGAGAAACUUGGGCUUGGAGAGGCAAAAGCAACAACAGUAUCUCUUCAAUUGGCAGAUAGAUCCAUCAAACAUCCACAGGGUAUUAUUGAAGAUGUCCUGGUAAAAGUAGAUAAAUUUAUCUUUCUUAUUGAUUUUAUAGUUUUGGACAUGGAAGAAGACCAUGAGGUACCUCUUAUCUUAGGCCGACCUUUUCUAGCCACUGGUAGAACUUUAAUUGAUGUGCAGAAAGGAAAAUUGAUGCUUAGGGUAGAAAAUGAACAAGUUACUUUUAA